AUGGCUCCUGCGACUCAAUACGAACUUUCGCCGUCUCCCACCGACGCGGUGUCGUCGAUCGCGUUUGCGCCAUCCUCUGGAACCAAGCUCCUUGUUUCGUCAUGGGACAAGAAGGUGUAUUGCUACGAUAUCGCAGGCGGAGCUGGCGAAACCACUCUAAUCAAUACAUAUGAGCACCGAGCGCCUGUUCUAGAUGUCUGUUUCGGAGCCAACGACAAUGAAGCCUUUACUGCUGGCAUGGACUGGGCUGUCAACAAGAUCGACUUGGAGACUGGUGAGAAAACUCAGUUGAGCAAACACGCUGCGCCAGUACGAUCUAUAGCUUACAGUCCUACAUUUUCUAUCCUGGUUUCUGCUUCCUGGGAUUGCAGCUUGAACCUUCACAACCUGAACGACCCUUCGAGCACCCCCAUAAGGGUAUCCCUUCCCGGUAAACCCCAUGCGCUGGCUGCGAGCCCCACAAAGAUCGUGGUUGCUAUGGCGGGUCGAGUUAUCAACAUCUAUGACCUGAAGACCAUUGCCGACCUUUUUGCAACCGGCUCAUCCGACCUUCAGCCAUGGCAGCAGCGUGAAUCAUCCCUGCGAUACCUUACCCGCGCAGUCUCUUGCAUGCCCAACGAUGCCGGAUACGCCACUAGCAGUAUCGAGGGUCGAGUUGCAGUCGAGUGGUUCGAGGACACACCAGAGUCGCAGGCUCGAAAGUAUGCUUUCAAGUGCCAUCGUCAAGCUGCACCAGAUGGCGAUGGAGAUAUCGUGUACCCUGUCAACGCCUUAGCCUUCCAUCCUGUGCACGGAACGUUUGCUUCUGGAGGUGGUGAUGGAACCGCGGCUCUGUGGGACGCCGAGGCAAAGCGAAGACUGAAGCAGUAUCAGAAGUUCCCCAACAGCGUUGCUGCACUUUCGUUUUCGAGUGAUGGCAAGUAUCUUGCCGUUGGUGUAUGCCCUGGCUUCGAGACCGGACAGGAAGAUUACAACGGUGCUGGCCAGACAUCAGUUUUGAUUCGGGAGCUCGGCGAGAACGAAGCCAAGGGCAAGGGGGCCAAAUAG
Molecule: messenger RNA, 1047 nt
Organism: Fusarium pseudograminearum CS3096
Lineage: Eukaryota; Fungi; Ascomycota; Sordariomycetes; Hypocreales; Nectriaceae
Exons: 4
Coding region: 1-1047 (348 amino acids)
Biological process (GO): mitotic spindle assembly checkpoint signaling
Cellular component (GO): kinetochore; bub1-bub3 complex; mitotic checkpoint complex
Molecular function (GO): ubiquitin binding
Source: RefSeq, a predicted model, not a curated record